Messenger RNA from Durusdinium trenchii, 2055 nucleotides. Lineage: Eukaryota; Dinophyceae; Suessiales; Symbiodiniaceae. The record is from the annotation of a GenBank genome assembly.
AUGGACGAGUGUGUGGCCCUUGUGAUCGACAAUGGCAGCGGCAUGUGCAAGGCGGGCUUCGGCGGAGACGAUGCACCGCGCUCGGUCUUCCCCUCGCUGGUGGGACGGCCUAAGAUGCCGGGUGUGAUCAUCGGCAUGGAUACGAAGGACACCUACAUUGGCGAUGAGGCUCAGGGUCGGAGAGGGGUUUUGACCCUGAAGUAUCCCAUAGAGCAUGGGAUCGUCACCAACUGGGAUGACAUGGAGAAGAUCUGGUCCCACUGUUGGUACAACGAACUGCGCGUGAACCCCGAGGAGCACCCGGUCUUGCUCACCGAGGCGCCUUUGAACCCCAAGGCCAACCGAGAGCGGAUGACGCAACUCAUGUUCGAGACCUUCAACGUGCCCGCCAUGUACGUGGCCAUCCAGGCCGUCUUGUCGCUCUACUCCUCCGGGCGCACGACUGGCAUCGUCAUGGACAGUGGCGAUGGGGUUUCCCACACCGUCCCCAUCUACGAGGGCUACUCGCUGCCGCAUGCGGUGGCAAGGCUCGAUUUGGCUGGGCGCGAUCUCACGGAGUACUUGAUGUUGAUCAUGAUGGAGAGUGGCUAUGCGUUCACGACCACGGCGGAACGAGAGAUCGUGCGUGAUAUCAAGGAGAAGCUUUGUUAUGUUGCCUUGGACUUUGACAGUGAGAUGAAGCAAGCUGCAUUAAGUCACGAAGGCGCCAAGACCUACGAACUCCCUGAUGGGCAUGUCAUUUCCCUUCACGCGGAGCGGUUCCGUUGCGCAGAGCUCCUCUUUCAACCCAGCCUGAUGGGAAAGGAGGCGAUGGGCAUCCAUGACACCACCUUUCAGUCCAUCAUGAGGUGCGAUGUGGACAUCCGCCGCGAUCUCUACUGCAACAUCGUCCUCUCUGGUGGUUCGACGAUGAUGCCGGGCAUUGGUGAGCGCAUGACCAAAGAACUUAGUGCCCUGGCGCCUUCCACGGUACGAAUCAAGGUCAUUGCGCCUCCGGAGAGGAAGUACAGCGUGUGGAUUGGUGGAUCCAUUUUGUCGUCCUUGACCACUUUCCAGCAGAUGUGGAUCUCGAAGAGCGAGUAUGAUGAGCAAGGACCCACGAUCGUGCACCGGAAGCAUCCCACGCUGUCGGCGUCCAUGUCCACGUUUCCGCUGAUCACCCAGCCACCGGACGAGAAGCCGCCGACUCCGAAGAGCGAGACGGUGGAGACACCGUGCCGAGCGCCGUGCCGAGUGCACUCGGUCAAAGCCAUCGAGUUGAAAAGCCAGGCGCGGAAGUUGGCACUGGUGCAGAGAUAUGCCGCUGCAGCCAAGCUUCAAGCAAAAGCAGAGAAGAUUGAGGAGGAAUGGCGACAAAGCCACCAGGUGAAACAAAAGGAGGCGCGGCGAAACCACGAGGAGGAGGCGCUGGAGAGGGAGAGGCUUCGCUUGGAAAGGCGUCUCCAGGAGGAGCAACGCGCCCUGGGCGAGCGCGCGCUGCGUCCUGAUGAUAGGCUUACAAUGAUUUGGCGAGCAGCAGCAGCUGAUGCAUCAGCACGAGCGGAGGAAGGAGAGGCUGGUGCUCAGGCAGCAGAAGGUCUGGAAGUGCGUCGGAUCUGGAAGCCUGGAGGAGGCUCUCAAGCAAGCAGCUGGAAGAAGAUCGGAUGCCAGGAAGGCGAAGCGCCCGGCCUCGGCGCCGGACCGCGGUCGACCGCGCGGUGGACGAUGAGCGCUGACGAGAGGUGGACGAUGCCAGACUCAGCGGGGUGUGUUGUUUUGGGUCUACCUGGCGGCUGCCAGUGUUUCCACGCACAGCACGAGGGGAACACUGGCCAUCAGCAUGGCUGGGUGGUCCUUUUGUUCUCAAGAUUUCAACAUACUUUCGACCAAACAUCCGCAGUCAUGCGGCUUUGUGUUGGUGGAACAUGGGCUCAUCAUCGAAGAUGGAGGGGCCUGGCCGUCGCAUCGCGAAAAAGGCGCCUUUGCCUGUGGACACGCUGGUGGCCAGCGCACAUGGUGUUGACAGCGUUGCAAGAAUUUUGGAGGGGUGUCUCAAAUAAGCAGAGGAACCAUUAG